This is a messenger RNA of Dioszegia hungarica, 1356 nucleotides long. RefSeq lists its product as uncharacterized. The transcript is spliced from 3 exons. The record is from RefSeq and is a predicted model, not a curated record. Bases 1 to 1356 code for a protein of 451 amino acids. Lineage: Eukaryota; Fungi; Basidiomycota; Tremellomycetes; Tremellales; Bulleribasidiaceae.
AUGAAUGCGCGCCUCGGUCUUCCCUCUCCCCUCAUAUCCCCUGCGAUCCCCUCCCCCCUCUCCACAGGUAGUCGGCAGCCACUACCCAAUGCGCGCGCAGGACCGUCCAAUCCGCCGGCGCCGCCGAAAGAGAGACCACCCAAUUUUGAGAUUGUGAUUCCUCUCGGUGGGAGAAGGAAAGAAUACCCUUUCCAUUGGCCCGCGCAGGAGGAUAUCGAGAAGGAGCCAAAGAGGCUGCCGAAGAAGGACGAGUACGAUGUGCUGCAAGAGCCGUUGUUCUGCCUCUGGCAAAAGUGCAAAGCUCAGCUUGCGAAUGUCACUAUUGCCAAGAAGCACUACGCGCAACAUCAAGCCUCGGUCAACGGAAGGGUAUGCGGUAUUCGGCGGUGCGUAAAACCCGUCGAUAACACCAUACCUGGCGCGUGUGAGCGGCACUACACCGAGUGCCAUCUCCAGCGCUUUCAGCCCAAUCUUCGCUAUCUUGCCCUUGCGGAUCCCGGCGCUCGUCCCAUUGCUCCUCUCCCCAGACAUCUCGCCCGGCCUCCUCCACUUCCUUCCUCGGAUAUAUCCCCGCAAUACCUCAUAUCCUCUCCCGUUGCGCCAUCCCCUCUCCCCGUCGAGCCUCCUUCCCAAUCAGGCCUCGUUCCGCCAGUCCUCGCGCGCAAGGCACGCAAGAACAGCCCGGUCGAAAGCUCCCUGGGGUCCUCCUCGUCGACGAGCACCAAAUACUCUAUCCUUCCGGACCAUGGCGACCACCCAUUCUGGCCCACAGAGGGGGAUGCCAUAUCCACCUCGUCCCGGAAAUACUCGAGCUACAUCUUUCCACAUCCAGAGGAGGGCGGGAACGACGAUUCGGACAAGGCCGUCGUGGAAAUGGGCAACUCCAUGUCGGAUCGCAAUGCCGUCUCGUCCAUGCCCACAUUCACAUUCCCCUCUAUCCCCGAAACGGAAGCCGUAAAUACUCCUUCCCCAUCUAGCUCCAUCACCCUUCGGGCCGCGGUCCCGCCAAAAUCAGCCACACGGCUCGAGCUUAGGGUUGUACCGCGCACCCAAGCGGGCCCUUUGCACGUUACCGUCCCCCUCGCGGAUAUCCACGCCGAGAUUGCCAAAGUCAAGGCGAGGCUCCCGGCGCACGUCCCGCCGAGGGAUGCUUCGCCAGAUCCUCACGUCAGGGAUGGGAAACGAAGGAGGAUGGAGCGCGAGGCGCUCAAGUCAAAGAUUAGGCGGGCGGCGGAGAGGGUGGCGACGCAGCAGGCGGGAAGGACGCUGGGUGUGGAGUGGUGGGAGACCAUGUUUGAGGUGAAGGGGUCUUUGGAAGAAGCGGCGAAGGGGGGGCGUGUUGGUGAUCUACGGUGA